Molecule: messenger RNA, 1762 nt
Organism: Mangifera indica (mango)
Lineage: Eukaryota; Viridiplantae; Streptophyta; Magnoliopsida; Sapindales; Anacardiaceae
Product: G-type lectin S-receptor-like serine/threonine-protein kinase LECRK3
Exons: 1
Coding region: 59-1651 (530 amino acids)
Biological process (GO): protein phosphorylation
Molecular function (GO): ATP binding; protein kinase activity
Source: RefSeq, a predicted model, not a curated record
CUUAGAGCAAUAAACUCUUUACCCUCCUUCCGAAAAUUGCAGCAACAUUUUCUUAUCAAUGGCUUCUUUAUCUCUCUCUACUCUAAUCUUGCUUUGUCUUCUUCAAUGGCUACCAUGUUUGUCCGCGUCCGACAUGUGUUCGGCUAUUUUACUCGACAUUGGUACGGGCAGCUGUGGCUUCAAUAGCUACUGCUCAAAUGAAAAUGGGAGAUAUAAUUGUAGCUGUCCACCCGGGUAUGUAUUUGUGGAUCCAACAGACCGAUAUAGUGACUGCAGGCCGACGUUUCAGCAACGGUGUGAAGCUAACGAUGGGUCAAGAGAUCCAGAAGAAUUGUAUGAAAUAAGGGAACUCAGUAACGUAAAUUGGCCACUGGGAGAUUAUGAGAGGUUGGAACCUUAUAAUCAAACAACGUGUGAAAAAGAUUGCUUGCAAGGUUGCUCUUGUGCUGUUGCGAUAUUUGGUGGCGAAACAUGUUGGAAGAAGAGAUUGCCACUUUCCAACGGAAGAUUCGAACUCGGCGCAAAAGCUCUAUUCAAAGUCAGGAAAGGAGAUUCUCCAGAGUUUUCUGCCAAUUCAGGCAGCAAUAAAGGAAUAUCAACAUUAUUAGGAGCUCUCUUAUUGGGUGGUUCUGUAUUCUUCAACGUUCUUUUGCUAGUGGCUUUUUGUCUAAUUGUCUUUGUGUUGCCAAAGAGAAAAUAUGGAAAUUAUAAUUUCCAAGAUUCAACCAUGGCUGAAUCAAAUUUGUGUUUCUUUACUUACAAUCAACUCAGUGAAGCUACAGAUGGCUUCAAGGAAGAACUGGGCAGAGGUUCUUUCGGUAUAGUGUACAAAGGGGUCUUCAAAACUGGUUCAGGAAAUGCCAUAGCAGUCAAGAAGUUGGACAAGUUAGCUCAGGAAAGGGAAAGAGAAUUUAAAACCGAAGUGAGUGCAAUUGGGAGAAUUCAUCACAAAAAUUUAGUCCAAUUGCUUGGAUACUGUGAUGAAGGUACUAAUCGGCUUUUAGUAUAUGAAUUUAUGAGCAAUGGGACAUUGGCAACCAUCCUUUUUGCUCUUCCAAGGCCUGACUGGAAUCUAAGAGUCAGGAUUUCCCUGGAGAUUGCGAAAGGGCUUGUGUACUUGCACGAAGAAUGCAAUGUUCCAAUUAUCCAUUGCGAUAUAAAGCCUCAAAAUAUACUUCUAGAUCGCUACUUUAAUGCAAAGAUUUCAGACUUUGGAUUAUCAAAGUUGUUACUCUCAGAUCAGUCUCGAACGCGUACCAUGAUCCGAGGAACUCGAGGGUAUGUUGCCCCUGAAUGGUUCAAGAAUGUAGCUGUGUCUACCAAAGUGGAUGUUUAUAGUUAUGGUGUUAUGCUGUUAGAGAUAAUUUGCUGCAGAAGAAGUGUGGAGAUGGAAACAGAAGAAGAAAGAAGGGAAAUACUAAUAGAUUGGGUUUAUGAUUGCUAUGUUGAAGGGAGACUAGAUGUUCUGGUAAAUGAAGAUGAAAUGGCUAUGGCAGACAAAUGCAGGCUGCAAAAGUGGCUGAUGGUAGCAAUGUGGUGCAUUCAAGAAGAUCCUUCAGAAAGGCCAACAAUGAAGAUGGUGUUGAACAUGUUAGAAGGAUAUUUGGAAGUUCCUCAACCCGCAUGCUCUUCUUCCUUCGGCUUGAGCUGAGUUGAGGCCACCAGAUGGAGCAUUUCAUUAUUAUUUAUUUACAUGUAAGCAUGAUGUUACAAUAUCAGCUCUGUAAAUAUUCUGAAUCAAUUGUAAGGAUUAAAAUAUCAA